Messenger RNA from Pieris napi, 4832 nucleotides. RefSeq names its product vam6/Vps39-like protein (gene Vps39). Lineage: Eukaryota; Metazoa; Arthropoda; Insecta; Lepidoptera; Pieridae. The transcript has 13 exons. Gene Ontology annotation, cellular component: membrane; cytoplasm. Gene Ontology annotation, biological process: autophagy; endosomal vesicle fusion; vesicle-mediated transport. The coding region runs from base 214 to 2892 and encodes 892 amino acids. The record is from RefSeq and is a predicted model, not a curated record.
AAUAGUCAUUUCUCUACACCCACUUUUUGUUUUGCCUUUUGUAUUUUGCAAAUAAAAAUAAUAAUUUAUACAUUUAAAUAGUACGAAGUCAUGAAAAUGUGGCUUAAAUUGUAAUCAGUGUUACGUGAAGCUUCCUAUCUAUAUCUCAUAAAGAUAUUAAUAAGAAUAUUUGUAAAAAGAAAAUUAAAUACAUAUAUAAUUUACAAAUUUAAAAUGCACGAAGCUUACGAAGUUACACAUUUACUGAAUGCAUCAGUGCAAAUAGAAACAAUAGCUGCUUAUGAUGGUAACCUAUUGCUGGGAACACGACAGGGACAUCUCUUAAUGUAUUCAUUAUUAAUGAACAAAGACACACAAAAGUAUGAAUUGAAAAUGAUUAGAUAUUGUAAAAACUUUAGUAAGAAACCAAUACAACAAAUUGAAGUUAUUGCAGAGGAUAGAUUACUGUUAUGUCUCACAGAUAAUGUGCUUUCAUCUUAUGAUAUGAAUGGCCUUAACUUUCCCUUGGUGAAGACAUUUUCAGAUACCAAAGGUGCAUCUCUGUUUGCCCUAGACAAUAAGUCAGCUACUUCAAUGACGGGUGAAUCAAAUACGAUAGUACAUUUAUGUGUGGCUGUAAGAAGAAAAUUGCAACUAUAUUAUGGUAAAAAUGGAGAGUUCAAAAAACAUAUCUUUGACUUCACAAUACCUGAUGUACCAAAAGUGAUGGCUUUGGGUCAACAGUAUCUUUGUGUAGGGUUCAAAGGCGAAUAUACAUUUUUUGAUUUAUCAUCACAUAAUUCAACGGACUUAUUUCCUCCAAGUAGUUCAAAAUCCUUGGACCCAACAAUAGCUAAAUAUUCUGAAACAUCCUUUCUGCUUGGCCGAGAUAACACCUCAGUUUUAGUGGAAGAAGCCAAAAAGAAGUCUUCUGAAAUUAAAAAGACAGUGAAAAGGAUUGAUGAUCCAACAAUCUCUAAAUAUUCAGAGUCAUCUUUCCUACUUGGUCGUGAUAAUACUUCAGGUGAAGUGGAAGACGCUAAACAAGAGACGGUUGAAAUCAAAAAGACAAUAAAAUGGACUGAUGCACCCCUUGCAGUUGUUUGGGAUGAACCCUUCAUUCUGGGUUUGCUACAAGACACCGUUGUGGUGCAAACAGUUGAACCGCCUCUCUUCAUACAAACAUUUGUUGAAUUGAAUAAGGCAAGACUUAUGUACAGAUGUAAGCGUGGUCUGAUAUUUGUUUCAUCUGUGGGUCAAGUUUGGUGUCUAACAUCUGUAGAUAUCACAAAACAAAGGAAACAGUUGCUGAAAGACAAGCACUUUCAAAUUGCGAUAGAUUUAAUGAAACUAUCAGAUAGUUCGCCAGAAGAAAAGAAGCAAACGAUUGAUUCUAUACAAAUGCUACACGCACUCGACCUAUUUGACAGCAAACAAUAUUCGCAAUCUAUGAAAGAAUUUAUCAAACUAAAAACAGAUCCAGCUGAAGUCAUAAAACUAAUUCCAGAGUUAGACAAUAAGUUUGAGGGAAAAGAAAAUGUAUUAAAAGGGAAAGAUUUAGAGAACGCCUUAAACGCAUUAAUAGAGUAUUUGGUGGAACUAAGAUUUCAAAUUGGGACGAACACGGAAGGUUCCAGUAAGAGUGAAUCUAAUCAGCGGAAUGUGGCCCAACAGUUGGAGUUGAUCGAUACAACUCUGCUUAAAUGCUAUUUACAGACGAACGAUGCAUUCGUGGCCCCACUCCUCCGUCUAAACAACUGCAGAUUAGAGGAAGCCGAGAAGACGUUGCACCAACACGGAAAGCACAGCGAGCUGAUCAUCCUCUAUCAGACGAAGGGACAGCAUACAAAGGCUCUGCAGUUGUUAAGAGAGCAGGCAUCACAACCAGAUUCAAGUCUUAAGGGAUAUCAUAGGACCAAGAACUACUUACAACACUUAGGCGCGGAACAUUUAAACCUUAUAUUCAAAUUCUCCGAUUGGAUAUUAAAAGAACAUCCCGAGGAAGGGUUAAAAAUAUUUACCGAAGACAUAGUAGAAGUAGAAAACCUACCUAGGCCAAAAGUCCUAGAUUUUCUACUACGAGAACACGAUACUUUGGUGAUACCCUAUCUGGAACACGUUAUACACACAUGGAAUGACACACACGAUCUGUUUCACGACGCCCUCAUUAAUAUGUAUAGAGAAAAAAUCACAGAUAAAAAAGCGAAUUGUACUGAAGAGGAAUUGCAGCAUAUUAAAUCGAAAUUGGUGGCGUUUUUGGAGAAAUCGAGCCAUUAUACACCGGAAAGGGUGAUUUUACAUUUCCCAAAUGAUACGCUAUUCGAAGAGCGUGCGGUCAUUUUGGGCAAGUUGGGCAGGCAUGAGCAGGCCUUGGCUAUUUAUGUGCAGAUUCUUGGUGACGUAGAUAGGGCCAUACGUUACUGUGACAACGUAUGGACACGUAACGAUAAAACAGUAGACGUAUACGUAACACUGAUGCGUAUACUUGUGAACCCUGAACAGAACAAUUCAUUAACUGGACCCUUAGCCACUGUACCGAGACACCCGAAGGCUUCCACGCCUGAUCUUGAGACGGCUCUAAGUAUUUUGGAAAAGCAUGCGGAUAAAAUAUCACCUAUUAAGGCCCUCUCAGUACUACCAGAUAGCGUCCCCUUGGCUCGUCUCAGUAGUUUCUUGGAGAGUGCCCUUCAAACACAACUCACCAUGAAGCGACGAACACAAGUAUUAAAAGGAUUGUUGUACGCCGAACACACACAGGUUCAAGAGAUGAAACAGUUCCAUGAAUCGAAAAGCAUAGUUAUAAACGACUAUAACGUUUGUCCCGUUUGCAAGAAACGAUUUGGGAACCAAAGCGCCUUCGUGCGGUACCCCUCUGGGGAUAUUGUCCACUAUUCAUGUAAAUUGGAUAAAUAAUAGGGGAUUAAUGUCUAUAUAGGCCGACCGAACUGGCCAUUUAAAGUAGUUUUUAUGUUUUCUCCUACUGAAAGGCGUAGUCUUAAAUCUUACCCACCUCCACAAAUCCGAAAGAAAGAAAAUUUAUUCGUAAUAAAAAUAAAAUAUUUAUUUCUUAAGUAUAUAUGAUGAAUGAAACUUCAUUGUGUUGCUGAAAUAAUUAUAGGGUAAUUCCAAACUUAUUGUUUUAAACAAAAGAGCUUAAAACAAUCUUAUAUAAAGGCUAAGUAAAUUUAUUAAUUAUGAAUUAAGUACUUGAAGCAAUUAUAGAAACAACAUUUAGAGUUAGUUAUUCCAUAAAAGUCCUUCAAGACAAUUAUUUGCUUGUAAAAAAUCACGUGACUCUAGCCACAACUCGCGUCUUCUUCCACAGACUCUCAAUCUUUUAAAUAAAUAAAACGUCAGUUUUGACACAUGUCAGUACAAUCUAAAAGAAAUAUAAUUAUAUCUUUACAUAUAUAUCGCCUUAUCAUAGAAUUUUUUUGUAUUAAGUUAUGCCAAAAAGUGGCUUCCUUUUUGUUGGGGACUCCAUGAGGAGACCACCUCCAAGUCUUAUAAUUUUUUACGCUGUCACCAGUGACAGAUGACUGCUAUAAUUGUAAUGUUGCAAUAAUUGUUAUUUUAUAUGAAGAAGGAUUAAAAUUAACUUUUUAAAAAAAUAUAUAAGUUUAUCUAUGCCUUUUCACGUGUCUCUCCUGUCAUAUUUACGCGCCAAAGCACUUUUUCAUCAAAUAUAUAGUAAGUAUAUGAAUAAGGGAAUGUGGGUAAAAAUUUAAUUGAGCCUUUGGUCGAACGUGUAUAUUCUGUUUUUACAAUUUGAUUAUUAAACAAAUAUGGAGAAGCAUAUUCUAGAUUUUUGUUGUAUUUAAGCCAUAUAUUCCAAUUAAAAUAUGAAAAUUUAGUCAUGGCAACUUUAUUUUGGAUUUUUUAUAAGUAUACAAUUUUAUGGUUUUUAAUCAUUGGAUCUCAAGUGUGUCACGGAAUGGAUAAAUAAGACCGGAGUUCUAGCGAGCGAUCUGUAGGAACAUACUUGUUUAUUUAUUUUAUUUAAGUAGCCAACGGCUCUUAUAAAAAAAUUACGAUACCAACACGAUAUUUAACAAAGAAUUACCAUGAACGCCUACCCUAGUAAAAGUACCGAAUUAAAUGGUCAUACCAUUUCAUUCAUUUAUGUCAUAGACCAGAAUUCAUGAAAAUAAAUAAAUCUGAUUGUAACCUUUUACUAAAGUCCUUUUUGAUUUCUUCUGACACGCUAUGAUGAAAGGUCACAGGUAAGUACUUUAGUUAAAGCUGCAAUAUUUAGUAUGAAAGUCAACAAUUCUUAUUUAUCUAUUCAGUGUUUAUAUGGUUAAAAUGAAAAAAUAAGUUAUUAUUGUAUUUUUUAGUAGAAAUCUAGUUCCAUACAUUGAGGAAGAUCAUUUUUCUAAUAAUUGUGAUAAUACUUUCAACGCUAACUUACCAAAUUAUUAUAUAGUUUAUAAAUUCAUAUAAAUAACUGUUGAAACAUGAUAUUUGUAAUAGACAUAUAUAAACAUAAUCAGUUUUAUAAUAAAAUACAAACAUUUAUUGAAUAUUGCCUUAUCACUUUAAAAAUAAAUAAAUGCGAUUUUAUAUAAACUGUUUCAGCUGCAGUAUCAGUACUCUGUAAUGUCCAAUACCGUUAGCUAUUCCGACUUUUGAGUUUUGUUACCCAAUUUCGGUUGUUCUCUUACGUAGGACAGAUCGGAAGCUGGAUUUGGGAGUUACAGAGUAACGACGCUGGUUUUAACUCUAUGAAUUACAGAGUGUACUGUAAUUAUUGUCUUGCUCAUAAGUUAUAAUGCAUUAUAUAUUGUAUUAAGAAUAUAUUAUUUUUUGUUACGACGCAAUAUGCCCUUAUGAAAAUAAAUGUUUUAUUUAAA